Messenger RNA from Amblyraja radiata (thorny skate), 1387 nucleotides. It is a transcript of the gene mrps23, whose product is annotated as mitochondrial ribosomal protein S23. Bases 61 to 636 code for a protein of 191 amino acids. The record is from RefSeq and is a predicted model, not a curated record. Gene Ontology annotation, biological process: translation. Lineage: Eukaryota; Metazoa; Chordata; Chondrichthyes; Rajiformes; Rajidae. Gene Ontology annotation, molecular function: structural constituent of ribosome. The transcript has 5 exons. Gene Ontology annotation, cellular component: ribosome; mitochondrion.
ACACAUCGCGCCUGGCGGGGGCAGCGACUGUGCGGCCUGGAGGAGAGGCCCGGCGGCAAGAUGGCGGGCAGCCGGCUGGAGAAACUGGGCAGCGUCUUCACCAGGGUCCGGGACCUGUUUCGUUCUGGUGUGCUGAAUGAAUCUCAGAAGCCCUGUUGGUAUGAUGUAUAUGCUGCAUUCCCACCGACACGUGAACCUGUCUACCGGAAACCAAAGCAAAGAUUUACAAGGUCCCGUGAUCCGGUUCAGGAGAUCUUCUAUAAGGAAGACAUGAUUCGAGCGAAGUUCUACGAGGUGUAUGGAAAUGGGCCCAGAGCAUUUGACCUUGCACGAUCACAUUUCAUCUCCACAUGCCAGAGAUUUGUGGAGAAGUACCGGGAUUUGGAGGAACAAGGUGAAGUCGACGAGGAGAAGCUCUUCGAUGAGACCAGCAAGGCCCUCCUGGCAGAUGGGAUUAUUUUACGGAGGAGGGCCAGAGCCAGGGUUUUGCCGAGCGAUGCUCUCCAGGAGGCGGUGGUGCGGAGCCCGGUGUUGGACUUCAAGUUGCAGGACAUGCUGAAGGAUAUGCAGGAGGAAGUAGUGGAGGAGGGGAAGGAGGCCGGUCUGCAGCCACAGGCCCAGAGCCAGCCACAGUGAGCAGAGCAUGUGCAUCAUUUCCACCCGCACUGGACAGACUGGCGACCUCCAGGGGGCUGAACCUGGAGCACUGAAGCAACCCGCCAGGAUAACUCCUGCGUGUCAUCAGACAUUCAAGGGGUGGAAUCUGACUGUAAGUGCCUUGGGCACACGGGGCCCAGUGCCUUCAGCCACCUUCCUGAAACACAAUGCAAAAAUCAUCUGUGGAGGCAGAAGGACGGAGCACCAUUCCGAUGAUGAAGUUCCCAAUCUUAUAUGAUAACCUGACAGACAAAUUACAAGAAGCGGCAGUGUUAGAGUUGCUGCCUCACAGCGCCAGAGUCCCGGGUUCCAUCCUGACCACGGGACGCUGUCUGUACGGAGUUUGUACGUUCUUCACGCGACCGCGUGGGUUUCCUCCGGGAAGCUCCGGUUUCCUCCCACCCUCUAAAGACGUACAGGUUUGUAGGUUAAUUUGCUUUGGUAUCAUUGGCUUGGUGUACGUGUAAAAUUGUACCUGGUGUGCAGGAUAGUGUUAGUGUGCGGUGAUCGCAGGUCGGCGCGGACUCGUUGGGCCGAAGGGCCUGUUUCCGCGCUGUAUCUCUAAACUAAACUAAAAUAAAACAAAACCAUUUCCCUGCCUCCACAGAUGCUGCCUGAGUGGCUGAGUUCCUCCAGCGGCUUGCUUUGUGUUGGCUCCAGAUUCCAGCAUCUGCAGCCACUUGUGUUUCCUGAAAUAUGAUCUAAUAUUGAAAUAAAAUCAUGAAGUUAA